UGACUAAAAAUUGUCCACAAGGGGGCAGUGCUGACCACCAAAAAAGAGCCGGUCACGAACGCCCAACUCAACUGGCAUCCCCUUGAAUACAAGAGGAAGAGGUUGGAUGGGUUUGUAACCUGAUAAAACCAACUGAAGCCUAUGCUCAGUUUUCCCAGUGGCGUGGCCAAUAGGAGGUUUUACGGAAUGGUUCAGGAGGCAUAUUAAAUUAAUGACAGUAGCAGGUAGACUAUAUGUGAUAGUACACAUAUAUAUGAAACAUCCAGCUCUUAAGAAUUUGGUUAUCUAGGUGCCUAGGAAGGGCAUUAUCGAAGAGGGAACGAAAAUUGCAGUUUGGUGUUUGCCAAGAAAACCCAUUCAUCAAGGCUAUAAAUAUAAUUCCAGAUUUGAGGUAAAUGUAGGCAAUUCUGUGCUGUGGGCCAGGCUGUAGAAUAUGAGCAUCAUUAGAAGAAACGCCAUCAUUUCAUUAUAACCUCUUUUGAUUUCAAUGUAACAUGAACUCUAGUGUAAAUAUGCAACAUUAUUAUUAUUAUUAUUAUUAUUAUUAUUAUUACUACAGUCCAUGCAGCGAGCUAUACUGAAAAGAGCUAGUAGCCUAGCUUGUGGGAGAGGGCGUGGGAGUAGUGCUCCACUGCAGUGGUGCUGUCAGUUGUAAUGUAACACUGUAAUCACGCCCUCUCCACCCCUUCCCCGAGACAGGUGGUCGGGGACCAACGCAUGCCAGCAGCAUCGUUCUCCCCCUUUAGAAAAAAAAAAAAAACUUGACAGUGGCGGCCAGCUACCCUGGCUUGUCCCUGAUGGAAUUAGAAUGUGACCUCAACGGGUUGCGAGGCCGGGCAGCUAACGGGAAACUUAACGGCAUUGGAGAGCACGUUUGCGUCGGGUUUUCACUAUGCCGUUCUCCGCACAUAAAGCAAAGCAAAGCAGAUAUGUGUGUUUAAUGGCAACAGGGAUCACGUUAAAUAACAGGUAACUGGAACCUGGUGGAUGUAGCGCGCAUUGGGUCGUGAUUAACCCCUUUUCAGUGUAAUCUAAGAGAAAACUUGACCGGGAGGUUAUGGCUUCGAGUUCAGGUAAAUCGACAAAUCAACCUACCGGUGCUUGUAACGGGACUGCUGCAGACUUCACCAACGUAGAGCAGGAACUGUAUGACUAUCAGAUGCACACGAAAAUGUGUAAGAAAAUAGCGCAGCUUACCAAGGUAAUAUACUCACUGAACACCAAGAAUGAGGAGCAGGAGGCCACACUGCAGUCACUCCGCCGCAUCGCAACGGAAUCGCAGGGCAGCCAGCUGCAGCCAGCUGCUGAGGAGGAGGAAGGGGAGGAGCUUGCUCUGAGGACACGCCUCCUGGAGCUGCAGGCCUUUGUGGAGGAAGAGCAGAAGAAAGGGGAGCAGGUGCAGACCGAGUUUGAGAUCUUUCGGCUUCAGGUGGAAGAGCAAGACCAGCGGUCCCAGGACGAGCACGUUGAGCGGGUGACCCUGCUCACGCAGGAGGCCCUGGAGCUGCGGAGGGACUUUGAGGCUCGGCUGCAGAGCCUGGAGGAGGAGAGGGACCGCACCCACAGCCAGCUGGAGCGGGCCAGGGAGGAGAGCCGGGCCCUGGGGCAGCAGUAUCAGGAGCUGCAGAGAGAGAGGGAGGAGGACAAGAAGAUGGAGGAGGACGAGAGGAAGAAGAUGGCCGAAGAGGAGAGCAAACGGGCAUCAGAGGAGAGCGAGAAGCAAGUGCGUGCCCUGGCGGAAGAGCUGAGGUUGCUGAAGGAGGAGAGAGAGGGAUGGGAGGAGGAGAGGAGGAGAGUGGAGGGAGAGUGGGAGAAGAGGAUGCGGGAAGUGAGGGUGGUGCAUGAGAAGGAGCAGGCAGCCAACAAGAGGUCUCUGGAGCAGAACCUCAGCGAGCAGAUUAGCCAGUGGCAGCAGAAGGAGCACGAGAACCGCAAAUCCCAGCAUGCAGUUCUGCAGCAGAGGCUGAGGAAGUUCGAGGGGGAGCUGGAGAACAAUGAGCAGAGACUGAAUGAGAGCAAGAGACACUGCCAGAAACUACAGGACAAGAUUGAGUACCUGGAGGAGCAACUGGAGGAUGGUCGUCACAGGGUGCUGGAUUCAGAGUCUGGGGCCAAGAAGGCUGAGGAAGAGCUUGCCGUGGCUAAGGAGAGGCUAUUGCUGCAGGAGAAUGAACUGCAGAAGAAGUCAGAGGAGCUGAUGAGUCAGAGUUCGUCUCAGGUGAAGGUGUCGGCGGAGGUGGAGGAGCUGAGGGCGCAGCUGAGCCGCACCAACCUCCGCAAUAAGGAGCUGGAGCUGCAGAGCAACGGGCGGAGCAGUGACCACGCCCGCAUGCUGAAACAGCACUCAGACACCCUGGGCACCAUGCGUCUGGAGCUGCAGCGCGCCCACGCCGAGGAGGUUCAGCGACUGCGGCAGGAGGUGGAGAAGGAGAAGGAACAGGGACGCGAUGAGGUGGAGGAGGAGAAGAAGGGCGUGAAUCAGCACAUGGAGGAGGAGCGGCGACGCCUGCGUGAGCAGCUGAAGCGCGCCCUGGAGGAGGUCAUACGCAAACACGCCGCCGAGAUGAGGCAGGCCAGUGCCGCGCUGGACGCCGAGAAGAAACGUGGCCAGCAGGAGCUACUCUCCUACACGGAGGAGCUGAGGAAGAGAGGUGAGGAGGAGAGGCAGAGCCUGGAGGUGGAGCGGGAUGAACUAAAGGUGCGCCUGCAGCUGUCAGUCUCAGAGAUUUCUCGACUAGAGGAGGCAAUCCGACAGAAGGAGAGGGAACGAGAGAAAGAGAAGGAACGGGAGAAGGAGAGAAAGCGUGAGAUGGAGCGGGAGAGAGAGAGGCAGAGCCACGAGGCGAUGGCCGAGCAGAGGCCAGUGUGUGGUGUGGAGUGUGCCGUUCUGAAGGAGCAGCUGGAGCAGGCACACACUGCCAUGGAGCAGAUGCAGGUGGAGGUGGACGAGCAGAGGUCCAGACUGCAGGGGAAGGUGGUGGCCUUGCAGGCCGAGAGGGAGGCCCUGGAGCAGAAGCUUCUGGAACAGUCCCAGCAAAACCUGGAGGAGAUCAGGGUGCAGAAUGAGCAGCGGUUUGCAGAGAAGCAUCGGUCUGCUGUGUGUGAGCUCCAGAGGGAGAGAGAGGCGGAGAUCAGAGAGAUCACUCAGCACUGGCAGAGCAGAGUAGAGGAGCUGCAGACACAAUUAGAGGAGAGGAAGAGGGACUCGGGUGUGUCUGAGGGUGCCAGGGAGGAGCGGCAGGGCAGCGGAGAGAUGGACAGAAUGAAGCAGGAGAUCCAGAAGACGAGAGAGCUGAACAGCACGCUGCGAGCACAGCUCCACGCCACCAUCCAGGAGAAAGAGAGGAUGAUGAGGAGGCAGCAGCUCAAGGCGGUGAAAGAGGAGGAGGAUGAGGAGGAAGAGGAGAAGCGAGGUGAAGCGAAGGAGAGGGGAGAGAGGGAUGGCAUGGAUGAGAGCGGAUGGCGUGAGCGUCAGGAGGAGGUGUUGCGUGCGGAGCGACACACACACCAGCUGACGGUGGCGGCCCUGGAGGCGCGGGCUCAAGAGGACCUCCAGGCGGAGAGACAACGCCUGCACACCCAGAACAAGCUGCAGCUGGAGAAGCAAAAGGCUGAGCUGACCCAGCAGCACACAGAGUGGGUCAGGCAGGUCACACAGAGACACAUGCAGCAGAUUGAGGACCUGCAGGCUGAACUACGCACACACACGGAGAUGGUGGCGCUACAGCAGGACCUGAAGCAGCAAAAUCAGCAGCAGUCAUACGAGAGACAGCUGGACGAGAGCCGCAGCGAGGUGCAGGAGCUACGCCGGGAGAACGCAGAGCUGAAGGAGCGUCUCAGCGCACUGAUGGAGGAGAGAGAAAGAGACAGGGAGAGGGAGAGAGAGAGGGAGAGACGAGACGCCUCCGGCCCUGAGGAACACACGUACUCAAGCUCAUGGGAAGAGCAGAAGAGAAGCAGAGAGGGGAAGGAGGAGAGAGAGAAGAGCAGGAGGCAGGAUGUGGACAGCAUGAAGAGAGAUCACAGGAGGGAGAUCCAGACCCUAAUCUCUGCUCAGACACGCCUACAAGCCCGCAUCGUUGCCCUGGAAACAGAGCUAAGAGAGCGCGAGGACAGGAGCAGGAGGCGAGAGUCACGCCUGGAGGAUCUACACACCAUCUCUAAACUUCAGGACAAACUCACAGAGAGAGACCAGCUCAUCAAGAGACUGGUGGAAGAGCGCCAUCAGCUAUCCCAGCAUCCUUCUGCGGGUGAUGGAACUCUGAAACACUAUGACAGCAAGACCCACUAUGGCAGUCUGACACCUACAUUAAAGAAGAAGGCCGUGGAGGAGACUCCUCCUCGCGUCACCAGCGUCCCAAACCUCAGCGCCUACGAGAGGGGUUACCAAACCCCUGAAGCUGGGACAUCCGUAUCUCCGCAGACUGCGCGCUCGCCCAGCUUUGAGCCUAGUUCACGGGGUCUCCCCCUGUCCCGCACAAGCACCCCAAAUUCAGGCUCAACUCUGACCCCCAACCUCUCCCCUGGCCAGAGGCAUGGGCGUUCGCCACCCCAGGAGUACCCGCACCAACACCUGAACUACACACACAUGAGGACACCCACAGAACAAAGAGUGAUUGAGACGGCGCCCCCAGAUGGACAGGACCCUCAGAGACAAGAGUGGUUCACUAAAUAUUUCUCUUUCUAAAGGACCCCUGGCCCAAAGCUGCCCCCACUCAUACCUGAUUAUAACCGUAUACAACGCUCAGUGUGUCAUGAAAAACCUCAAAACACACUUCAGUUACCUCAAAGCAGAUCAAAGACUGUACAAACACACAGAGUUUGUUUUAUCGGGUUGUGUAUGUUUGUGUUUGUGUUUGUGUGAGCGCGAGAAAGAGCGACAGAGAGAGUGACUGGCCGAACCAUGCAAAUAUCAUGUGCUUAUUCAAUGCUGAUGUAUUGUGUAUAAUGUGACAAAUAAAAAUACUUUAUUUUUAAUACCA
This is a messenger RNA of Clupea harengus (Atlantic herring), 4982 nucleotides long. It is a transcript of the gene fam184b, whose product is annotated as family with sequence similarity 184 member B. NCBI's taxonomy places the organism in Eukaryota, Metazoa, Chordata, Actinopteri, Clupeiformes, Clupeidae. The record is from RefSeq and is a predicted model, not a curated record.